Leishmania major strain Friedlin is the source of this 711-nucleotide messenger RNA. RefSeq lists its product as hypothetical. The transcript has a single exon. Gene Ontology annotation, molecular function: sphingosine-1-phosphate phosphatase activity. NCBI's taxonomy places the organism in Eukaryota, Euglenozoa, Kinetoplastea, Trypanosomatida, Trypanosomatidae. The record is from RefSeq and is a predicted model, not a curated record. The coding region runs from base 1 to 711 and encodes 236 amino acids.
AUGUUUCUGUCCUGCAUUAACUACUAUGUGGACAAGAACUGCAAUUUCAGUGUCGUCAGCGCUGUGCUGCUUGUGAAUGUGUACGUACUGCAGUACCUCCCUGGAACUGUCGUGGUUCCCUUCUUGACUCUGUGCGCCUGCAUCACGGCUGGCGUCAGCAAGGGACUGAAGCGCAUCAUCAAGCAGCCCAGGCCGCCUGGAGCUCCGAAGGCGAGCCCCGGUAUGCCGAGCAACCACGCUACCAGCCUAUCGUUCUUGUCUGUGGUGACAGUCUAUGUCCUGCAGCGCUAUGCGUCCAGCACUGCCAUCGUUGGUGGCGCGAAUCAGACACUCUUCCACACGCCGCCUCUUCCUUCUCUGCCGCUGCCGUGUGUACGGCCGCUGCAGGUGCUGAUUGCGGUGUAUAGUGUGUAUGCGACAGUCUUGCGGGUUGCUCAAGGUCAUCACACGGUAGCGCAAGUCAUUGCGGGAUACCUGUUGGGGUUUACCCUCGCCGUUUUUUCCUUGGCGGCGAACCACAGCGGCUACACCGGCACUCGGUUUGGUGGUCGCGUGGAUGAGCUGCCGCUGCCAGAAAAGGUAAUUCUGCUUUUCGCCAGCUUUGCGAUCUCUGCGAUGGCAAUGCGUUCCAUUGUUCGUGGCUCACACGUUUCACGCGUCGCGCACACCAGCGCCCCCGUCAUGAAAGGUGUUGAAAAGGGAGGAAAGUGA